Molecule: messenger RNA, 743 nt
Organism: Syzygium oleosum
Lineage: Eukaryota; Viridiplantae; Streptophyta; Magnoliopsida; Myrtales; Myrtaceae
Exons: 2
Coding region: 69-536 (155 amino acids)
Biological process (GO): endoplasmic reticulum to Golgi vesicle-mediated transport; intracellular protein transport
Cellular component (GO): endoplasmic reticulum membrane; endoplasmic reticulum
Source: RefSeq, a predicted model, not a curated record
ACACAUUCAUUCUUGACUUCUCAAAAUCGUUUUUGACUCUCUCUCUCUCUUUCUCUCUGUUGGAGAAGAUGACUCAACUAUUAUUUGGCCUUGUGUUCAUGGAGAUGGCUUUGAUAGUUGUCCUCCUCUUUAGAAGUCCGCUGAGGAUGCUGCUGAUGCUGGGGCUCGACCGGAUGAAGCGGGGAAGAGCGCGGCUCGUCGCGGGGACCUUGGCGACGACCAUGGUGGUCGUGUUCAGUUCGGCGGUCUAUAACGUCUUGGGCGUUCAGAGACGCCUGACCGAUGCGGCCAUAAUCAACCCGACCGAUGAGGUUCUCAUGGCGCAUAGCCUUCUGGAAGCGUCUCUCAUGGGCUUCUCUCUGUUCCUUGGCAUAUUGAUAGACAGGUUGCAUUACUACGUGAAGGAGAUCUACCUGUUGAGGAACAACUUCGAAGCAACCAAGAAAUGGAAAAGAGAUUACGUGGAGAUGGAUAGCUUUGGACCGUCGAAGACCCUCCAUCAGACGAGGACCGAGCUAGCUCCGAUGAAAACCUAGCACGCGAUUCGGGUGAAGAGAGACCCGCGUGUUAAUUAAUCGUAUCUCGACGCACUGUAUAUUCGUUAGCGAACGCUUCGAUAACCAAGGACGAUUAUCGCUCCGACGGGGUUGUGAAGACCGAAUUUAUCGUCAUCUCAAUUGUACAUAUAAAAAAUUACCGCACUGACUAUCGCUAAUAUCGUCCGGCAAGAGUUCAAAUUGAAA